Messenger RNA from Talaromyces rugulosus, 1272 nucleotides. RefSeq lists its product as uncharacterized. The transcript has 5 exons. Lineage: Eukaryota; Fungi; Ascomycota; Eurotiomycetes; Eurotiales; Trichocomaceae. The record is from RefSeq and is a predicted model, not a curated record. Bases 1 to 1272 code for a protein of 423 amino acids.
AUGGCUCCUCGGGCUGAUCAGGCCCGUCCGCCUCCGAUUUUCUCUGAGCAAGACAUGAGAACUCCUGAGUCUGACUACUAUAAAUCGAUUUUACCGUACCUCCACUACCCAGCCUUUGCUCCUCGACCCGAGGAAUCUGACAUCUACGUUUUCGAUACUACGCCAGAGGCCAAAGCUUAUUCGUUUACCAACAGCGAGUUAUUUGAGUCUCACAUCGCAAAUGCGCCGAAGCCAGAUGCCCGCGUAGUGUCAAUAUGCUGCCGAAAUUCUCUCCGGCCUUUGGGCAUCACCGAACACGCCCUAAUCAACCUCAUGAGCCAGUAUGACAUUGAUUCUUCUUUCUUCGAGUUGGCUCUUUCAUUCGGCUACCCGCCACAGAACUCGGAGGCUGGCUUUGGAGGCAUGACUGUGAAACAGAGACACAACGGCGCAUAUGAUAUGCAUUAUCUCUUCACUUAUGCAGAAGAUGACAACAAAGGGGGUACGACCACAUGGAAAAUCCGCCAAGUCUGUGUCUUCCAACGAUACGACCCAUCAAAAUCGGAAAAUCUCUGGAUCUUGCUUCAUGCGAGGCCCCAAUCGAAGAUCCAACAACAAAUUAAACAUACGCUAUCAACAAACCCUGCCCUUCUUCUCGGAUCGUGGGCGUCGAUGCACAUACUAGUUUUGUCCACCUACCUAGGCGGUUGGCGUUGGUGCAUUCGAAAUUUGGGAGACGAUAUUAUAAAGACUUCGGAUAUCGUACUUUUUCUAGAUCCAUUGGACCCCAAGACAGAGAACCACAAGGGUGGACGCUUCCACCUCCUCAAACAGCAGUACCUCGAUGAUAAACUGGUUUCACUUGCUGCUCGACUAGGUGUUGCUCUGACAACAUUACGCCAGCUAGAGAAGCUUAACUCAUCCUUCCACUCUAAGGGAUUCUCAAACGAUGAGGAAUUCCAUUCUGCAACUGGUGAUCUAAUGUACUAUACAACUACUCUUGAAGGGCACCUUGAAAGUGUCAAGGUGUUGGAACGAAAGGUUUCCAGCAUAGCAGAUCUACUGGCAGUUGUCCUAACAGUGGAGAACCAAGCCGUGAGCAUAGGCAUCAACAACAAAAUGCUCGGGGUCAAUAAUGAAUUGGUGAAACUCACCAACAAAUCAUUGGAUGAGAACGCCACUGUUCGCAUAAUAACGUUGAUGACCUUGAUAUACCUACCAGCCAGCUUUGUAGCCUUGGAUCCUGGUAUUGGCUCGAUUAUCGACGGAGGCACUUUAAUCAAGCGCGGAUAG